Messenger RNA from Mauremys reevesii (Reeves's turtle), 2088 nucleotides. Its product is annotated as immunoglobulin superfamily member 1-like. The coding region runs from base 1 to 2088 and encodes 695 amino acids. Gene Ontology annotation, molecular function: transmembrane signaling receptor activity. Lineage: Eukaryota; Metazoa; Chordata; Testudines; Geoemydidae. The transcript is spliced from 11 exons. The record is from RefSeq and is a predicted model, not a curated record. Gene Ontology annotation, biological process: cell surface receptor signaling pathway.
AUGGAGGCUGGAUAUGGAGUCUGGGGGUCGAGAGGCCCCAAGGAGCUGGAGGAGGAAGGAGAAGCUUCUCUCCAGAUUCUUCCCCGGCUGGUGUCACCUGCAGCCCCACUGCAAGCCCCCACCAUCAUCGUGGACCCACAUCACCCUGUGUAUUUCCCAGGGGAGCGUCUCACCUUCAGAUGCUCAGCCCCUAGCGGAGAGGCGGUGACCAGCUACCAGUUCUACAAUCACCGCGGGGAUCGGGCCUUCACAGAAACCACCGGCCUGCCUGGGGGGCCCUGGCUGGUCCUGACGGCUGAGAUGGGGAAGGCCGGGGCAUACAGCUGUGAGUACUGGGCAGUGAGGGACGGACGGCACAUCUACUCUGCACGCAGCCAGCCCGUCCCGGUACCAGUGAUGGAUUUCCCUGUUGCUCCAUCCAUCUCUGUGAUAUCUGAUCCCCCGGGGAAGAGCCCUGUUACCAUCCUAUGCUCGGCCCCUUUGGGACACGUGGCUACAAGGUACCAGUUCCUGAGGCAGGGGAAUGUCAUUGUCUCACAGCCGGGUGCCCGUCUCCAGCUCCGUCAAUCUCAUUUAGAUGCUACCGGCCCUUACACCUGCAGCUAUGAGAUCAGUGUCUCAGGGAGAACGAUCCAGUCACUGCUGAGUGCCCCCCUCUCAAUCCAUCUGACAGGUCCUUCCGUGCUCCCAGAAAGCUUUCGGCCAACUCUGCGGCUGUUCCCAACGGGCCCUGAGUUCACCACUGGUGAGUCUGUUACCCUGACGUGCUCAGCUCCCAGCUGGGAGAAGAAGAUGCAGUUCUGCUUCCUCAAGGCUGGGGAACAAGUGGCAUGCACGAGACAGGCCCUGGAGGACUCUCAGAGUUACCAGAUUGGCAGACUCGGCAUGGAGGAUUCUGGCUCGUACACCUGUAUGUACUGGGUAGCCGAACCUGGGCAGGAGAUCUCCUCCCUAGAGAGCCAGCCCAUCUCCAUCAGAGUCACAGGUGUCCCACUCCCCCCACCAGCCCCCCAAAUCAUUCUGGAGCCCCCAAAACACAUCUAUUUUCAGGGGGAACAUGUCAAUCUCACCUGCUCAGUUCCUGGCAGCGAGCAGGUGAGGGGAUACAGAUUCUACCAUCGAAGAGGGGAGCAGAUCUCUGAGCUGGAUGAGGGGCCUUGGCUGGAGCGUAUAGCUAUGACUGGGAAUGCUGGGGCGUACUCCUGUGCCUAUUGGAUAAUCCGAUCUGGGCAAGCGAUCCUGUCAGGGAAGAGUGACUCUGUCUCCAUCACCGUGAGUGUUCCUCCUCUGGCCCCCAAACUCUCUCUGCACCCCAAGCUCCCUGUGUACCUGCCCGGGGAGAAGGUCACCCUCAACUGCUCAGCACCCCAUGGCGAGGAGGUGGUGGGGUUCAGGUUCCACCAGCACAGAGGGGAUCACACCCCUGAAGAGCUGCCAGCUGCCAGCGGGGGGCACUGGAUGGACCUCACAGCGCAGAUGGGGAAUGACGGCUCCUACACCUGUCAGUACUGGAGACGGGAGGCCGGGCAGGAGAUUGUAUCCGAGAACAGUAACAGCAUCACUGUACCAGUGUCAGACUCCCUUCCCCAGCCAUUGCUAAUAGUGGAUCCCUCAUCUGGAGUGGUGAGCGAAGGGCUCCCCCUGCUCAUCACCUGCAUGGCCCCUGGUGACCUAGGUGCGUGGAGCUUUCACUUUUACAAGGACGGAACUGAGAUUGUCCCCAGAGAUAAGGCGUCUGAUAUCAGCACCAUGAAGUCUGUCGCUGGCUCUAUGAACAUCUCUGUGCUCAGCAUCCCACAGGCUGGUCCUAACAACACUGGGGAAUUCACCUGUGGGUAUGAGAAGAACCUGAGCGGGAGGUGGAUCCAGUCGUCCAGGAGCCAGGCUGUGACUGUUACCUGGAAUGUCACCAGGAAUUACAACUGGAGAGGCUGGGCUCUGCCCCUCCCCUUGGUGGCUGGUUGCGGUGGUGGAGGAGCCAUUCUGGGACUACUGGCUCUGCUUGGCUGCUGCUGCAGAAGGAAAAAGAAAGCUACCGGUAGCAGCAAGACAGCAACUGGGGUCAUCGAUAUCCCUCCCAACACAUAG